CACGCCAAGGUAUAGAUUGUAAAAAUUCCGACCUUAAAGCACUUUUCACACCUAGGUAUAGAUUGUUGAGAAUGCCGACCUUAAAGCGCUCUUCACGCCAAGGUAUAGAUUGUAAAAAUUCCGACCUUAAAGCACUUUUCACACCUAGGUAUAGAUUGUUGAGAAUGCCGACCUUAAAGCGCUCUUCACGCCAAGGUAUAGAUUGUAAAAAUUCCGACCUUAAAGCACUUUUCACACCUAGGUAUAGAUUGUUGAGAAUGCCGACCUUAAAGCGCUCUUCACGCCAAGGUAUAGAUUGUAAAAAUUCCGACCUUAAAGCACUUUUCACACCUAGGUAUAGAUUGUUGAGAAUGCCGACCUUAAAGCGCUCUUCACGCCAAGGUAUAGAUUGUAAAAAUUCCGACCUUAAAGCACUUUUCACACCUAGGUAUAGAUUGUUGAGAAUGCCGACCUUAAAGCGCUCUUCACGCCAAGGUAUAGAUUGUAAAAAUUCCGACCUUAAAGCACUUUUCACACCUAGGUAUAGAUUGUUGAGAAUGCCGACCUUAAAGCGCUCUUCACGCCAAGGUAUAGAUUGUUGAGAAUGCCGACCUUAAAGCGCUCUUCACGCCAAGGUUGUAGAUUGUUGGUAAUGCCGACCUUAAAGCGCUCUUCAUGCCAUGGUGUAGAUUGUUGAAAAUGCCGACCUUAAAGCGCUCUUCACGCCAAGGUAUAGAUUGUUGAAAAUGCCGACCUUAAAGCGCUCUUCAUGCCAAGGUAUAUAUUGUUGAGAAUGCCGACCUUAAAG
Messenger RNA from Cajanus cajan (pigeon pea), 787 nucleotides. The record is from RefSeq and is a predicted model, not a curated record. Lineage: Eukaryota; Viridiplantae; Streptophyta; Magnoliopsida; Fabales; Fabaceae.